UCCACCUAACUCUGAACUUAACCACCCAGUCCUCUAUGUGCACUGGACAGGAUGGGAUGCUCCACCAGCUCCCAAACUUCAGCCGUAGACACGACUCGACCCAGUGCUAAGCCCGAGGAGAGCAACGGAGCCAGCACUACAGGGGCAGCCAACGAAAAUGGCAAAGUAGCUGAGGACAGUGAAACUAUUCCCGACCAGACACCUGCUGAUGGCGGCGAUGCUAAACCCGCAGAUGAACCUGCUGCAGCUGCCACAUCUUCAGACAGCACAGGUGCAGCUCCACCAGCAGGGGAGGAGCCUCAGCCCGCUGCAGCCAGUCCACCUGCCGAGGCAGCCGCAGCAGCAGACAGCAUCAAUGAGACAGCAGCAGACAGCACCACUGAGACAGCGGCAGACAGCCCCACUGAGACAGCGGCAGACAGCCCCACUGAGACAGCAGCAAGCUCCUCAGAGCCUGCAGCUGCAGCUUCAGAGCAAGAAAAAGCUGAGGCCACGGCGACUGAUUCGGAGCCCAAAACAGAGGAGGCGCCAGCUCCCAGUGAGUGA
Xiphias gladius (swordfish) is the source of this 546-nucleotide messenger RNA. RefSeq lists its product as uncharacterized. The transcript is spliced from 4 exons. The record is from RefSeq and is a predicted model, not a curated record. NCBI's taxonomy places the organism in Eukaryota, Metazoa, Chordata, Actinopteri, Istiophoriformes, Xiphiidae. The coding region runs from base 52 to 546 and encodes 164 amino acids.